CCGUUAUUCUAUGAUAGACGUUUGAACAUUAAUACCUUUAAAUUAAACAGGUAAAAAUUUAGUAUUGAAGUUUAAAUUUUAGUUCGAUAUUUAAAUUGAGCACACUCACACGUUAUAAACCAAAGCAUAGAGAAGGUUAUAUUUUACCUUCAAAGGAUCAAAAUGCAAUAAUAUGUAAAACAAAAUUUGGAAACUUGAGAAAAGUAUAUUUCAUCUAUAAAAGGUUGUUGCUUGGGAAUUACUAGUAAUAUUUAUCUAAUAUCAAAACAGGACAAAAUAGGCUUGAAUGAAACGGGAGAAAACAUAAUUCUUGGAAAAAGGAUCUGGUGUUUAUAACAUAUAUUUCUAAGGAUAAUAAGUGUGAAAUUAACAAGUUGUGAUAAGUAUUGUGAUAUUAACAACAUUCAUUAUUUAGAUAAUUCAUAAAAUGGCACCUGGACAGGUGGUGUAUCCAUCUUUGUUUUAAUUAUCAAUAUCAUAACUAAUUUACAUGAUAUCGUCUGUCGAAUAAUGUCACCAUACUAUCUACCUGAUGUAAAAUUGUAGAAUCGAUCUAUGACUUUGAUUGUUGUCAAUUUCAUCAACUCAGCAGAUUAAUUAACUCCUAUGAGAGUAUCCAGUUGAGAAGUAUAAGCGACAAUUUGUGUUAAAAUGGGAUGUAUAAUUUAAUUUACAUGGUUUUUGUGCUAUGGAAGAAUACGUCAAGAGGAAUUACGAGAAAAGAAAAUCAGGAACUGCUCACAGCAAGUUCCCAGUCUGGGAUUAUAGAUCACGUCGAGGAAGCUUAUCGGCGUCUGCAUCAAACUCCUCAAAUGACGGCAGCAGCAUAUCCUCUAUUAGCUCAAUGCGUUCAGAGACUGAGGCAGAAAGUGUUAGUUUGUCGGGAACCUCAGAUACAGAUUCAAUAAUGCUCAGUGAUCCGUAUCGACUGACAAUCCAUUGUCUCACAGACUCUCACGAGAUUUACCCAAUGAUGGACAUAUACCAACCAGUUAUUGAUUGGAUUGACCCAGAUCUCCAUGUGGUCAAAGUUGCGGAAAUGACAGAUACAAACGGAAACACUGAAAAUCAUUUAGAUGUUUAUACAUCACAUAUACCAAGUAUUUCUAUAAUGGUGUUUUUACACGAAGAAGGAAUGUUAGGUUGUGAACGUAUUCAAGGUGCAAAACGACAUUUUGAAAGGUCACCUUGGAAAUUUCAUCAUUCAGAACAAGUUGCGAGGGGAAGGGUAAACCCCUACCCUUAUAAUAGUCAGGACUUUUAUUACACAUCAGACGAUCUACCUCUUUGGGCUGUCAGACAAGUGCAUUAUGGGAAAGAACAUAUACGGAUGGUUGUGUUCACUAGUGAAGAUAAUUGGAACGAUAUGGUGCGGUUUUAUAAAUUGAUAAUCGGAUCAGAACCGGAUUUGCAUCGAAACGAUUUCUGUUUGUUCACAGUUCAUACUCACAUUCAUUAUGACAUUCAAUUUGCAUUAAAGAAAUUAGGAGGUGAAACUAAACCACGACCUCCAUAUUGUGUGAAAUUACAGUUCCGAGUACCGGAAGUAGGACAUAUUGUGCCGUUGUUUCCAAAUGUGUGUAAACCAUUAUCAGAUACUCGAUGGGAAACAAUGGACCAUGAUGGAAAUACAAUUAUAUUAGAAGUGACUGGUUGUCCGACACCUGUGCUAGAAAAAUCGUUGGACAUUAACAGGAAACGUUCUGAUAGUUCGGACAAUUCCAGGAAAUCCUCAAAUUCGGACAAUUCCAGAAAAUCCUCAAAUUCAGACAAGUCUGACACGUCAGACAAAACAGUCCACUUAUCGGGUUUUUAUGUAUGACACAGCAGAUUAAACCUAAAACAUUGCCAGUAAUUUCGUCACCUCAAAGAAUCAAAUUUUGUUUGCACCCCAUUUUCAUCACUCUAUAUCAUUAAGUAUUCCAUUUGAUCAAAGUGUACCAAAGUCAAGAAAAUUAGAUACUGCAUUUAAAUUACCCACUUAACCCAGAAUGCACAAUACAUCACAAAAGAUCCUGAAAUACCUGAACUUCAUUUCCCAAUACAAUUAUUUAUGUACACUUUAAUUAAAUACAUUGUUUCUUCAAACAACAUCAACCUGAAGAACAGAGUGUUGACACUCCUUACGUAUGUUUCAUAAUGUACAUUAUCAUUUGUUGCCAUACAAUAUGCUCGUUAAAGUACGAACAAUUAAGAAGGAAUAUGAGUAGGAACUGAAGUCUCUAAAAUAGUAUCUAAGCAGCAAACAAAAGACACGAACGUACGUCAACAAAAACAACUAUCUUUUAAAUAAGCGAAGCUCUAAAACGCUUAGAGUUAACAUAAAAAUUUCUCAAAGACUAUCACAUAAUUGGCUUCAACACCAAAUUCUCAGGACAAACACAUUGUUUCCAGGCGAUAGAUGAAUAAAAAGAAUGAGAGUCAAAUUUUAGAUGGGACAAAAAAGCUUCCUUCCGUGGCCCAACAGACAUAGUAUCUUUCUCAUGUUUCAAGACACAUUAUACUUAUAUAAUUCAGAAGAAA
Molecule: messenger RNA, 2523 nt
Organism: Mytilus trossulus (common blue mussel)
Lineage: Eukaryota; Metazoa; Mollusca; Bivalvia; Mytilida; Mytilidae
Product: protein FAM124A-like
Exons: 3
Coding region: 689-1822 (377 amino acids)
Source: RefSeq, a predicted model, not a curated record